Messenger RNA from Schistocerca americana (American grasshopper), 3130 nucleotides. Its product is annotated as pre-mRNA-splicing regulator WTAP-like. Lineage: Eukaryota; Metazoa; Arthropoda; Insecta; Orthoptera; Acrididae. The coding region runs from base 1592 to 2917 and encodes 441 amino acids. The transcript has 5 exons. Gene Ontology annotation, biological process: regulation of alternative mRNA splicing, via spliceosome. Gene Ontology annotation, cellular component: nucleus. The record is from RefSeq and is a predicted model, not a curated record.
GUUCCUAACCAGGGAUCAUACUCAUUUGGGGAAAGUGCUCCUUUAAUUCAGUCUUCCUAUUGUCACCAAUGCAUGACUUGAAAACAAGGAAAAAUGGCACUCGAGGAGUUUACAAAGGCCAAAUCACAGUAUCCUUGUUGUACCUCAUCUUCGAGUAUGAGAUUUCUUUUGCAUACCUAUUCUUAAUAGGAAAUUACAAUCGUAAAAAAGUAUUUGCAUAUUUCUCAAAUUCCUAGAAUCAUGUUUUUUCCAUUUCAAUAUUUCUUCUGAACAAACUGUGUGCAGUGUAUGAAAAGGAACCACUGAGAUUCUGACACUGCUAUCCUCAGGUGAUCUGAUAAACAAAAUGUUUCUGAGUACAUCCAUCAGAAAUAGAGUUUUGUGUUGAUCUAUAUAUGAAUAGAGGAAAAGUUACUUAUUUUUAGGAUGCCUGGAUUUUGUACACAUUUUCUCCCUGGAAGUAGCAACUUUUGCUCUCCUGAGAACCCGUGCUUUUUUAAAAAUUAUGGUUAAUCAGUCGGUUGAUUUCAGCACUUUGCAAACAAUACAUUGUACUCUUGAUAACUAAAUAAGUAUUCCCUGCCAGCCGGUGUGGCCAAGUGGUUCUAGGUGCUACAGUUUGGAACCGCGCGACCACUACGGUCACAGGUUCGAAUCCUGCCUCGGGCAAUGUGUGUGAUGUCCUUAGGUUAGUUAGGUUUAAGUAGUUCUAAGUUCUAGGGGACUGAUGACCUCAGAUGUUGAGUCCCAUAGUGCUCAGAGCCAUUUGAGCCAAGUAUUCCCCUUACUUUCCACCUUUUGUUAAAUGUAUGAUCGUUAUAAUCAAGAUAUAUAGAGUGACAAUUGCAUUUUGUGCUGAAGAGAACAUGGAAAUGGAUUUCAGUGUAUUAUUUGCAAAAUUAUUCACAAUCCUUCCAUUUUUGACAUGUUCAUUGCGUGUCAAAGAACAUUUAAUACAAUAAGUAGUGAAGAAAGGAAAAGGCUGAAGCAUAUUUACUCAUUUAAUAUAUCUGAAAAUUUGUUUAAUAUGUAUAUACUUUUAAAUUUUACAUUACAUUGAUCUAUUGUGUUUUGCAAAACUUUUAUGUGUAUGAAAUACAAGAAAUGGAAGAACACAUUGUCUCUUGCUGUUAUGCUGCAUUGGUUUGUGUUGUGACAAAAGUGUGGUGCUUGUUUGUUCUACUGUUGGGGGUAAAAUGCAGAGGUGAAAGUGCAUUGAAUAUGGUUUUCAAGUGGCAUUUAAGUGAUACCUACAUAGAUGGUGUACAGUGCAAGAUAUGGGUGCAUGUGCAAAGCUGAAACAUCAUGAAGGCUUCGAGAUUGCUGUGCCUGCUUAGAAAAUUUCAUCCUCUGUGAGCUGGAAGCCGUCAUACUUCAGUCUUAUAGUACAUUUAUGUGUAUUGGUGCACACAUGGUGCAUGCAGUUCCACGAAGGCAGUUGUGUGGCUGGGAAGUGAAACAUUACCAUACACAUAAAUGAACUGAAUUGAAUAAUCUGCGAGAAUCGGAGGAUCGUAUAAGACAGCAACAUAUUGAAUCCUCGCACAGGGAGAAAGUUUUGGUGCGGCGACUUGCCACCAAGGAACAGGAAAUGCAGGAAUAUGCUAAUCAGAUUGCUGAGCUGAAAGCUGCCCAAGCUCCAGGAGCAACGGCUCUGCGCACUGCACUUCUUGAUCCUUCAGUGAAUCUGCUACUUCAGCGGCUGCGCCAGGAACUGCUGUCCACAAGGGCACGCUUGGAAGAGACACAGAAUGAGCUCAGUGCUUGGAAAUUCACACCAGACAGCAAUACUGGUAAAAGGCUAAUGGCCAAAUGCAGGCUUCUUUAUCAAGAGAAUGAAGAACUGGGACGUAUGAUUUCUAGUGGCAGACUUGCAAAACUUGAGGGAGAUUUAGCACUGCAAAAAAGCUUUAGUGAAGAAGUGAAAAAAUCCCAGUCUGAACUAGAUGAAUUUCUUCAAGAUUUGGAUGAAGAUGUGGAAGGAAUGCAGGGUACAAUAUAUUUUUUACAACAGGAACUGCGUAAAGCAAAGGAAUCAAAUGCUGCCCUACAGCAAGAGAAUUCUGCUUUGAAAUCUGGUGGAGUGACAACAACAGAGCAUAAUACUGGUUUACGGACAAGUGAGGUGGGAAGGGAAUCGAGGCCACGGACGCCUUUGUGUCAUAAUGGGAUAAGGGAGAAAGGGGAGGAUGACUCUAGAGGUUGGGAUGAGCGGACUCAAGGGUCAGAUAGGCCACUAACCAGGGACACAUCCUCAUCCCAGUCACCAGGUACUGAAAAUGCAGCAGACCGUCCGGCAGGCCGAGAUGGGUCUCAUCCACCACAGCAGCCACCUCCUGAGGAAGACAGUGUGUCUUGUGAUGCUAGGUCCCCAGAAGAUACCCGUCUGUCCCCUCAGCGUAGACCUCAUAGUCAGUAUGAGGAAUCGAACGAUUCAACGAAUGUACAUUCCAGCAUCCCCCCUAGGACGUCUCAGAAUAGUGAGAGGAACUGGCAAAAAGUUAUCGUUGAGCAAGAUGACUCUUCUAGUGACUCAAGUGAAUUAAUACUUAAGAUUGAAUCUGAAGACAUCGCUGAUGAUGAUUUGGAUCCCCAGAGUUCUGAUGCUGGAGCUGAAACCAACAAAGUGGGUAACAGUGUGAAUGAGAGAGACAGGAGUGUGCCCAUUAGUGCAGAUAGGACUGCAGAUCGUACUGAUGUCAUAAAAGAGCAGUCGAGGGAUGGCAGAGACUCCCCAUCAUCCAGGAAAAGAACAUGUUCAAAUGAUGACAGCAGUAAUGAUAGUGACAAUGUACCAUUGAUAAAAAAGGUACGCCGUGAUUCAGAAAUUUCCCUUCAUUAUAAUGAGGAGGAGGAUGAUGCAGGCCUGACAAAUGGAGAGAGUGGUGUUUCAGGUAGUAGGACUAGUGGGAAGUAAUGCAUAAUUAUUUUGCAUAAUCACAUGUGUAGUAUUUAUCAGCAUAACGUGAUAUGUUUUAUUCCCAGUUUAUUUAAGUGCAGUCUCACAAAUUUUAUAAUAUGUUUUGAACAUCCAGAUUUAUUGUGGUAGAAAGUUGUCAGCUAUAAUUUUGUAUACAGUAUGUGUAAAGUUACAUGCAGAUGUAAAAUAAAAUGUUUUAUGAAUAUUGAA